AUUCAUAUCUAUAUUGGCGCCACUACGUGUACCCCCCCAAACCCUCUCUCUCUCAGAUCUAAUCGCCUCCCCCUAAAUCCCUCAUCUCUCUCACUCUAUUCGCAAAUCCCUGAACCCUAAUCUCCGACAAGGUAUGGAUUUGCAAGGCUUAUCGGUGAUCUGCAACGGCCUCGGAAUCGCCCUGGACGACGACGACGGAAACCGGAUCGGUUACAGGAAGCACAAGUACUGCUUAGAUAAUUUGAAGGAUUUGCUGAGGUUCUUGAGGCGCGAUGAUCCGCAGAACCGGGAUGUUUUCAAGGAAGUAUGCAAGUGGAAUAUUGUAUCCAAGGAGCUGAUACCUAUUAUUGAGCACUGCCAAGAUGAUCGCAGCUUGGUUUUAAAUGCAGUGAAGGUUCUGGUGUUCCUGACUAUGCCAGUGGAGGCUACAUCAAAUGACAUUUUACAACAAAUUGAAUUUCUAUGGGAGCUGAAGUCUUCAAUUACGUCUAGUGACAUUGUUGCGGUUAUAGUUUCACUUCUGGAAAGUCCACUAGAAAAUCUGGAAAGUGAUGUGUUCACAGAGGACGAUUGGAAAUUGGUACAGCUGGUACUUACUCUAUUCCGAAACAUUUUAGCCAUUCAAGACAUUUCAUUGCAGCAGAAGUCUGGGGGUACUGCCAGUCAAUUUCUAUCACGCAGAGAUAGCUUUCUGGAACUUUUGUUUCGUGAAAAUGUGAUGGACUUGGUUUUAGCCAUAACACAGCAUAUUGGUGAUCAUCGUAGUUAUCUCUCUCAUGAUAACUUGCUUCUAUUGGAAAUUUUCCAUUAUACAUUUAUAGGGCAAGAGCCAGAGUUGAUUGCAAAUGCAUAUUCAAAAGGUGCUAAGGUGGAAGAAGAUACUAUAGAUUCUGUAAAUAGUCUCAAGUCUAUUAUGGAGGAAGAGAAAGAGAAAAAGAGACUAAAAGUUAGUCGUCAUUCCAAUUUUGGUGGGACAUUUAUUCGGCUUACCAUGGAUGGUUCAAAGGAAGUUGUCAAGGGAAGACCUACUUCUGCUUCUUGUAAUACCCUACAGAAAUCACAAAAUCGUCGAGGUCCAAUAAAAAAGAUUGCUUGGGAUCAUGGGAUAUUACCUUCAACAGAGGAUAAGAUUUUGGAAUUGCUUCAUGAUUUUGUUAACCAGUUUUUAUCAGGGGGUUACAAUGUUUUAAUGCAGUCAAUUCGCCAGGCUAUUGAAAAGGAACACCACUCAAUCCAGAAGAGUGAUGUCAUUAUCUUCUUUCAGGUUGCUCAGUUUGUUACUUCUUGCCAAUAUCACAGGCAUUCAAUUUCUAAGCCAAGCCUGAGCGCUGAAGCAGACACAAUUGAAGUUCCCACUGGUAAAGAGGCUGAUAGAACAUUCUUUAGAGGUGAUAUAUGUGGACCCAUUGCAACCUCAAUGAAUGAGUCGAUGUUCCAACUAGUCAUUUCAAAGUGGCGUUAUGCAUUCGAUGGGUUGAAGGAAACACAUGACUACAAGUUUCUGUCUGCAGCUGGUUCUCUUAUGAAAGAAAUGAUUCGCAUGCUAGAUUUGGUGCUUAAGUUAUUGCCAGAAGACUCCAAGGAGCCUCAAACAGCUCGCAUACUUCUGUACAAGUUAUUUUAUGAUCAGACCGAGGAGGGGAUGACCCAUUUUCUCUUAGGGUUGCUGAAAUCGUUUGACACUCACAAACAACCAAGAAGUGAUCUUGCAGAUCUGGUAGAGAUGGUUUAUAAAGUUUUACGGCUCAUGGAAAACCUUCAAGCAUCUGGAACAUUGAGGGUUUCUAAGAAGUCAAGGAAGGGGAGGAAGAGGAGAAAACUGAGUGAAAAGGAAACAGAAAAUAAGCUUUCCGGAGAGCAUGAUACGGUUCAGAAAGAGACUGACAUAUCCAAUGGUGAACAAUUAACAGAUAUGAGUGUAACCGAGAAAAGAAGCCUAGACACAAGUUCUAAUGAGAAACAAGACAUCAGCAUCCCUGGCCAACCUGAUGAAGGCAAAAACUCUUUGUUGAAGACAGAAAACUUCUCGAGCAGUCAGGCACAGUUAGAUCACAAAAAUUCUGGUGAUGCAAAAGGUGAUCUUUGUUAUAGUACAGGUGACUCUUCUGGUGAUGAGGAAGUAGCUGCAACUACUGAAGUCGAUUUUAAUGUGUCAAGUUUGAUUUCUGCUUUUUCAAACAACAGCAUCAUCCAGAAAUUGUGUUGGUUGCUUAAAUUCUAUAAGAGUAACUUGACCAGAACAAACCACUACAUCGUAUGCAUGUUGAGAAGGAUCAGUGAAGACCUGGAGCUCUCUCCAAUGCUGUAUCAGUUAUCACUCCUCACUAUAUUCUAUGAUAUCCUAGCUGAGCAGAAUUCAUCUCCUUGCAAUGAAUAUGAAAACAUUGUUGGUUUCUUGAAAAGUUUGGUCAGGAAAAUGCUAAAAAAAAUGAAACAUCAACCCUUACUUUUUGUGGAAAUUCUCUUCUGGAAGACUCGCAAAGAGUGUCAUUACAUUAAUGCUGAAUAUUUAUUGCAUGAGCUUGGCCAAUUGAGGAAUGAAAGUAGAAACUGGGGAGAUACUUUAGAGGAUGGAGAUAUGGGUCGAUCAAUGGACAAGGGAUGGACAGCUAGAAGUCUAGCAGAUGCACUUGGUGAAGAUGAAGCUGAUGUUGUGCUCGACUUUGGACAUAAGAACAAUAAAGAAAAUCUUGGAAAAGUGAAAGGCGAUGCUGCAUCUACUUCAGAUAAUGAGAUUGAUGAAAGCGGGGGCCAGUCCAUGAAAACUGAAACUGGAAGGGGUCCUCUAAAAAAGAAAAGACUAGUUAUUGGAGAGGAACAGGAGAUGAAAAUUAAGGAUCUGUAUGAGAAAUUCAAGGAGAACCACAAUUGUAGUCUACUAAUUGCUGAAGCUCUUGAUCCUGAUGGGAAAAUUUCAUCAACUCAAAUUUCCAACAAGCUUAAACAGCUUGGACUCAAAGUUGCACGAAGGAGAAGAUUGCGCCAUGCACAGGAAUCUGUUUCUGCUGAGCCUAGUCAAACUGAUGGAGAUGGAGAAGUAGAGGAAACAGUUAUUACUCAUCAUGAAUCAAAAACUCGGCCUUUGCACACAAGAAAAAGAGUCCGUGGCUUAAGCGAAGCACAGGAAGCUCGAAUUAGAUCUCUCUAUGAUCAGUUUAAAGACCAUAAAAGUUGCAACCACAUGAUUGCCAAUGCAAUGGAUGAGGAUGAUAAAUUGACAGCUCCUCAAGUUUCUCGUAAACUUAAGCAGCUUGGGUUAUGUAUUCCUCAGAGGAAGAGGUCUGGAGCUAACAUGCCGAUGAGGGAUCAGGACCUAAAUGAUUCUGACACAAACAAUGCCAAUGCCUCUGAUGAUGAAACAUUGUUAUCAUUAAUGAACAGGGGCAAAAAGGAUAAUAUCGGAAUUAGUGAGGUACCAGAACAGAUUACCAGAAGAGAAGUGUCAGAAGAGGAGUCUGAUGAUGAAAUGCUAAGCUCUGUUCUUAAGAAAGCUAAGGGAUCCCUUUCUAAAUUAAAGGAUCAAAACCUCACAGCCAUAUCGAUUCAGGGAACAGCAAGAGGAAAUGCUUUAGAAAAUAAAGUUGAAGAAGCUGUUGUAUCUUCUGGCAGGGAUGUUAACGAGCAAUCCUCUGGGUUGGGACAUGCCGAAAUUCACGAUGUAGAUACUUUCAAUCAUGCGAGUCCCAAUGGCACUGCACAAGCUGAAGUCACAAGCACCGGCAGUGGUAAUCUAUUAGAUGCUACACCUGUGAAAAAUGUAGAGGAUUUGGAACAUCAGAAAAUUGGCAUUGACUUGGAAGAUUCAGGGGAUGAAGCAACUCAUAGUGCAUUAAUACAGGGUGGUGCGAGUAGAAGGAAGAUGAGGAUGAUGGUACUCGAAGAUGAAGAUGAUGACUGAGGUCAGGGUUCGCUGUGCUGAAGGGUAUGGAAAGGAUGGUUUGGUCUCUGCUGGAGUUUUUGUAUGUAUAGCGUGAUAUAUCGUUGCAUCUCUCCUUGUCUGCAAGUGCUGAAGGAAGAAAGCAAUUCAUAUUUCUUGAAACUGCAAUUGAGAGAUUAUUGUGUAAGGGUACUCAUCAGUAAGAUUGUAUACGUUUGGAUAAUUGUCCCCAGAUGAAAUAUAUACUCAUAACGUCACUUAUAUGGCCAUCAACAGUUUAUUUAAAGUAUUUUAUCCAAA
Molecule: messenger RNA, 4177 nt
Organism: Rosa chinensis
Lineage: Eukaryota; Viridiplantae; Streptophyta; Magnoliopsida; Rosales; Rosaceae
Product: protein timeless homolog
Exons: 20
Coding region: 134-3898 (1254 amino acids)
Biological process (GO): replication fork arrest; DNA repair; DNA replication checkpoint signaling
Cellular component (GO): replication fork protection complex
Molecular function (GO): DNA binding
Source: RefSeq, a predicted model, not a curated record